Phytophthora megakarya is the source of this 657-nucleotide messenger RNA. Lineage: Eukaryota; Oomycota; Peronosporomycetes; Peronosporales; Peronosporaceae. The record is from the annotation of a GenBank genome assembly.
AUGAAGCUCGAUACCGGCGAAGUCGCCGGUGUUAAAUCCCCGAUCCACCCAACUGAGAGCAUAUAUUACCACGAGAGUGGUGAUCUCGCAGCUGAAGCCCUCGAAGGAAACCUCACUAUCCUCCCCGAAAUCCCGAUCUCGACGACCGCGAAGGUCAGCAUCGAGGAUCUACAGGUGGGAGACUCCGGAUCGGCCACACCCGAGGAGAUCGAGAGGCUCCGACAGAUCAUUUGGAAGAAACGACACCUCCUGAUCGGAAAAGGGAACGCCUUACCCCCGGCGGCCAAUGGCGUCAUGUGUGACAUCGAUGUCGGAAAUGCGAAACCGAUCGCACUUCGAACCCGGAAAGUGCCCACGCAAUUUCGAGAAAAAAUCGCAGCCCUCAUCAAGGGCCUCCUGGCAGCCGAGAUCAUCCGACCCUCGACAUCGCCAUGGGCCUCACCGAUCGUGAUUUUCCGCAAGAGUAACGGCGUGGCUAUUAGGUUGUGCAUUGACUACAAGUUGGUAAACAGCCUCACGAGGUUGAUGGGCUACCCUAUGUCCCUGAUCAGCGAUCUGCUAGAAGAUCUUGAUAAAGCACUACGGUACUGUUCGCUGGAUAUGGCCAGUGGCUUCUGGGUCGUGCCCAUGACAGAUCGGGCUCGCGAGAACUCAUGA